AUGAGCCGCCAGGACCCGAGCGGGCGCCCGAGCGCUGCCGGAGUGAGCAGCACUGGGUUGAGGAAGGUACCGCCUGUCCCCUGUCCCCUGUCCCGUGUUCUGUGCCCGCGUUUCCCGGCGGCGAUCCCCGCAAGAGCGAUCCCGGGAGGGGCGGCCCCAGCCCCGCUGCGCAGGCACCCGCCGCCAGCCCCGCGAGGCCCCCGAGCGUGGUGGUUGCCAUGGAGACGAGCGGCGCAUCCCGGUGAGGGCGGGACCGGGACCGGGGGAAAUGAGGGCAGAUCCCGCAAGAACACAGAGACUAAACAAAUGGAAAAAAUCACUCAUCUGGAAGCUCUGAUGUUUAGUGCUGUGCUGGAGAACUGUGUGGAUCAACUUGCAAUUCUUGGAUAUAUCAUGCCAGUUCCACAUGAGGACAAGACAGACAUCAACCAUCAAAUGAAAGAAAUUAUCCAGGAGGAGCUGGGUAUUAACUUCUCAGAACUUAUGUCAGCAAAGCAAGAAAGUGGGGAAACAGUUACCUCCACAGCCCUGAAAAACACCGAACAUGAGCAGCAGCAGGGGAAAACUGAAGAUCAAAAAAGCACCCACCAUUCUUCCAAAACCCCCAAGAAGUGCACCACCCGGGCUCUAGAGAAGCUCAAAAAAAUCUAUGCUGACAGGCAGUAUGCAAGUGAUGUAAUUACGGUCACUAUUAAAAAGAUGGAGGAAUUGGGAACAUUUAGUAGCCUAACAGAUGCUAAUGAGAGAGAGAAGGCAAAAAAGGACAAGUUUUAUGACAUCCUCAUCAGGGAGGAAAAAGGAAAGAAGGAGAUAAAGGCACUCCAGAAACAGCUGCAAGAUGUCAAGAAACAAACUGGUCAAGACCUUCAGAACCGAGAUAAGGUUAUUGAUUGCCUCAAAGAUAAGCUUCAAGAGAUGACGGCCAAAGUGAACAUAGAGAGCUUCUACAUGAAGAAAAACACAGCUCUCCAGGUCCAACUAACCCAGAAAAAGUGCAGCAGUGCAGAGAAUGCCCUGGAGAAGGAAAUCCAGAAUUUGAAGAGCAAAAUUGAUGAGGAGAUUCAACUCCACACAGAGACUGAAAAUUUCCUCACGCAACAAUAUCAGGAGGUGAAAGAGAAGCUGGAAUACUGGAUAGAGAAGUAUAAAAAAGACACUGCUGCAAAAGACGAAGAACUGGAUGAUCUAAGAGCAUUAAAGGCAGAGAACUUGGAAACAAUGCAGAGAUUUGCAAAGGAGUGCCUGACAUUCCAGGCAACCAUCAUCAUUGACCGGACAGACAAGGAGGCCAAGAGAAAACAAAUAGAGCAGGAAGCCCUGGAGCUGAAGAGUGCUGUGAAGGUGCAGGCCUGGUGGAAAGGUACAAUGGUCCGCAGAUUCCUCGGCCCCUACCAGGAGCUUGAGAAGUAUUUGAAGGAACAAUUAGGAGAGAAGGAAAGAGCCAAGGAAAAAUCUGGAGCAAAGAGAUAAGUAAAGAAAGUGGCCACAGAUGUGCUCCAGCACUGCUGCUGGGCAGGGCACUGUGGUAUGUCUGACAAGACAAAAUAAACCAUGUAACCGAG
This is a messenger RNA of Vidua chalybeata, 1562 nucleotides long. It is a transcript of the gene IQCG, whose product is annotated as IQ motif containing G. The transcript has 10 exons. The coding region runs from base 1 to 1470 and encodes 489 amino acids. NCBI's taxonomy places the organism in Eukaryota, Metazoa, Chordata, Aves, Passeriformes, Viduidae. Gene Ontology annotation, cellular component: cytoplasm; sperm flagellum. The record is from RefSeq and is a predicted model, not a curated record. Gene Ontology annotation, molecular function: protein binding. Gene Ontology annotation, biological process: sperm axoneme assembly; cilium organization.